Molecule: messenger RNA, 1429 nt
Organism: Lingula anatina
Lineage: Eukaryota; Metazoa; Brachiopoda; Lingulata; Lingulida; Lingulidae
Product: carboxypeptidase B
Biological process (GO): proteolysis
Molecular function (GO): metallocarboxypeptidase activity; zinc ion binding
Source: RefSeq, a predicted model, not a curated record
GCCUUAGUUAAACCUCGAUCGGCACCUUUAUCCCAGGGAGACGAAAUGAGGGUGGGAACCCUUGUCCUGUUGUGUGCCUUAGUGGCAGUCGCUUGGUCCAAACCAGUAUGGAAAGAGAAAAACCGUGGUUAUAAAAACUACCGCCUUGUGCGACUUUCCCCGACUACACAGGACCAAAUUGACUUUCUAAAGAGACUGGAAAACACCGUCCAAUUAGGCAUAGAUUUUUGGACCCCAAGCGACCAUCCGGGCACCCACAACAUCGAUAUCGCAGUCCCACCUAAGACCUAUAGAACCUUUAUCCGGCUGAUAGAGGCCAAUAAGAUCACGUAUAAGGUCAUUCAGGAGGAUAUUCAGAGCCUCAUAGAUACUGAGACAACCAGUAAUAAUAAAGCCCGCGAGGACAAGAUAAAGAGCAAGGCAUGCGAGUCUCAGGGCAAUAGCAACUGGAAGGGGAAGGGUAAAAACAAGUGCAAAAAUGGACAAGAUGCUGUGGCAACGUUCAGUAACUUGGCAACGGAUAGUAUUGUGGGGACGUAUGCACAUAGGGGAAGAUGGAACUAAACCAGCCAUUUGGGUGGAUGCCGGUAUACACGCUAGAGAAUGGAUCGCUCCGGCGACCCUGGUGUACAUCAUAGACAAAUUUCUCUCGGAAUACAACAGCCUUCCAGAGCUGAAUAAGUACACCUGGUAUAUGCUGCCUGUUGCAAAUCCCGACGGUUACGAGUAUUCACAUACAUCUGAUCGUCUGUGGAGAAAGACUCGUUCACCUCAGAGUUGGGGAUGUCGGGGAGUAGACCCAAACAGGAACUGGGAUUCCCACUUUGGAGAGGCUGGCACCAGCACUUUCCCUUGCUCCGAUAUUUACCCCGGUACUGGGCCGUUCUCUGAAAAAUGUACCCAAAAUAUAAGGGACUUCAUCAACGAGCACAAGGACCGGUUGAAGAUGUAUCUGUCUUUCCAUUCCUAUUCCGAACUUUGGCUGACACCAUGGGGUUGGGGCACGGAAAAACCCUCGGACAAUGCUGAAAUGAUGCGUGUGGCUAAUCUCGGCAAGACAGCUGUACAAGGGAUUAAUGGGAAAUCUUGGACAGUUGGCGCCCCACCGGAUAUUCUAUAUGCUGCGUCGGGUGGAUCCUACGACUGGGCUAAAGAAAAGGCAGGAAUUAAAUAUGCGUAUACACUUGAGCUCCGUCCUGAUGGCAAUGCUUCUAAUGGGUUUGUCAUCCCGACCUCUGAAAUUCUUCCCAGUGGGAAAGAGGUUUAUGCCGCCGUGAAGAAAGUCGCCUCUGAGCUUAUUUAAUAAGUUAUUUUCAACAUUAUGGUAAAUUUGGUGAAACUGUAAGCGACAAAAAGCGGUCUUUACAUUGCAUUUCUUUAUUGGCCAGGAGCUGUGGAAAUAAAAAGAAAUGCAAGGUUAUAUGUGGAA